AUGGAGGCAUACAACAAGAAGGUUAUGAUUGUGGUGAUGCUGGUGUUGGGCAUUGUGAUGAUUGGGUCAGGGCCAGUCUUGACCAAUGCCCAGUUUUCGUUUUGUCGCAUGCCUAAAGAUGGGUUGAAGGCAUGCUUGGCUAGUGUGAGUGGGGACAACCCUGUUGAUCCUUCCUCUGAUUGUUGCUCAGCCAUUGGCAAGGCUGAUCUUCAAUGCUUCUGCCGUUACAAGGAUUCGGGGUUACUCUCUGUCUAUGGUGUUGAUCCCAACAAAUGCAUGGAACUCCCUGUUAAGUGCAAGGUUGUGAACUCUUUCCACUGCUAG
Sphenostylis stenocarpa is the source of this 324-nucleotide messenger RNA. NCBI's taxonomy places the organism in Eukaryota, Viridiplantae, Streptophyta, Magnoliopsida, Fabales, Fabaceae. The record is from the annotation of a GenBank genome assembly.